Molecule: messenger RNA, 1690 nt
Organism: Aplysia californica (California sea hare)
Lineage: Eukaryota; Metazoa; Mollusca; Gastropoda; Aplysiida; Aplysiidae
Product: vesicle-associated membrane protein 8
Exons: 4
Coding region: 152-601 (149 amino acids)
Biological process (GO): vesicle fusion; vesicle-mediated transport
Cellular component (GO): plasma membrane; SNARE complex
Molecular function (GO): syntaxin binding; SNAP receptor activity
Source: RefSeq, a predicted model, not a curated record
CAUAAACAAGACUGUUUAUUGUCAGCUGAUCAUGACGCCCUUGUUUCCGUGUUAUUUAUAACAACGCACAACGUUUUAGCUCUUGAAAUUCACUUUUAGUCAAACGUUUGUGUAGUUGGGCAUUUCACCUUUGUUCUUUUCUUUGUUCUUCAUGACCAUGGCUCAGUCAAGUCGCGGACGUACCGGCCACCUGGAUCAUCUUGAGACGGAAGUUAGUGAAGUCACGUCUCUCUUGAAGGAUAAUGUGGAGAAAGUCUUGGAGAGGGGCGAGCGAAUUGACAGCCUUCAGUCACGAUCCGAGGAUUUGGAAUGCAGCUCUUCUCAUUUCAAGAGGUCAGCUGUUAAGAUCAGGAAGAAUAUGUGCUGGAAGAAUUGCAAAAUGUCUUGCAUUCUCGGUGUCGUCAUCUUUCUUAUCAUUGCCGUCAUUGUCAUCAUAGUUCUAGUGGAGACUAAGCCUUGGGAAUCUUCCGGGGGUGAGCACCCAAAGACUACGACAGCACCGCCUCACUCUACCACUACACCACGUGCGUCUACUGGCACUACCAUCCACAACAUCAUCACAUCUGCGCUGACGGGUGGCUCAACGCGCUCUGUUAUAUAACGUGUCCGUGCCGCGUCAGAGGAACAGGGUAGGGUAUUGUGUGACACUUUAAUGGGAGAUAUCGCGUCGGCAUUGAGCUUUGAAUGAAAAGUAACAUGAGAACACAUCAAAUCUACGCCAAAACAGAUUUUGUACAGAAUGGAGUAACUUACUCAAUGAAGCGUGAAUCAUGAAUGCAGUUGGAAUUGUCUGAGACAGCCGCCCGUGGACCAGGAGAAUAGUGGCUGUCUUACACAAGUGUCGUUAUGAUGUGAAUAUGAUGUAACGUAUACGUAUGAAAGUGGGAGUGGCUGUUUGUACAGGUGAUUGUCUUAUACAUGUGACCGUUAGAGCAGGUUCAACUGUAUUAUGCCCGCUUGUUGCGCUUUGGGGACCAUAAAUGUGGUCCUACCAAUAUGUCUUUGAUAUAAUAAUUACGAUGUUAGUUUCAUAUGUGAGCCUUCACCGUGGAAUUGUUUUGUUAUGGACAGAAAUCUUUUCCAUCCAUUAAAGUACACAUUUUAGGGUGAAGUUUACUGAAAAAUGUUGUUUCAAGCCAAAAGAACACUUUUGCAAAUGAUCGAAAUCCCAUGUUUCAACCAAUUUUUCGCAGAAAUUCAAAAGCUCAUAGCUUUUAUAGUUACUGAACUGCAGCAAAAAGUAUUAACAGAAUAAAUUUUGUCAGAAGCUUCAAAUCCUUAUUUCAAGAGGAACAAAAUUUGUUUUGGAUUACCUACUGAUUGUACCGCAAUGCAACAUAUGGUAAUAAUUCUGGUAUAUCAGUGCUGUUGUGGUCUUCACUGUAUGCUUCCCAGGAAGCUGAGAAUGUUUGGGAAGGUUUCAAGUCUUCUGUGGUAAUGAUAGUCAAUAGUUGUAUACAAUAGAGCUUGUGGUAAUGAUAGUGAAUAGUUGUGUACAACAGAGCUUGUGGUAAGGCAUGGGUUGGCGCUAUUUGAAUGCCAUUAUUUGAUUAUGAUUAUUAUUAUGAAAUAUCACAGCGUGUUCAGUUUCCUGGACUCUGAGUUCACUUUGCUAAACAUUAUGUGCAUGACACACAAGAACUUUGUUUUGUUUAUUAUUCUAAUGCACUUUUAAAAGUGUCCUUACCGA